CCAUCUGUUCUAAAAGAUAUAGGCUUUACUUUUUAUCAUAACAUGAUUUUUUUUUCAUUUGGCUUGAAAUUGCGUGGUGCAAUGUGAAGAAAUUGCAAUGUCAAAAAAAUUACUUUCUCAAACUGUAAUAUGCAUCUGGUUCAUAGGGAUCAAACCCAUUUCCAAGAAAUGAUCGCAUUCGUAAUUUGGGAAUCAAAAGUGAAAGUGAGGAUCACUAAAUAAAAGGAAAUCCAACUGCAAGCAGUCACAGGAGAAUCACUGGUAACACCAGAUCCUUCGCCUUCCGACUCAAGAAAGCCAUCAUCACGCAAGAAAUAGAAGACGGAGAAGUGGUCUCUCGGCGAACUUAAACGAAAUCCUACCAACCAUGUUUUUGGGACGGAAGAUGAGCUAUGCAGAAAAAAUGAAGUUAGCAUUGGAAAAGGCGAAAGAAGAGCAAGAGGAGAUGGCAGAACAAAUGGGUUUGGAAAUGGAGUCAGCGAUGGAUAGGUGGAAAGAUGAGCAAGAGGAAUGGGGACAACAAGUGGAGCUAGCGAUGGAAAAGUGGAAAGAUGAGCAAGAGGAAUGGGGACAACAAGUGGAGCUAGCGAUGGAAAAGUGGAAAGAUGAGCAAGAGGAAUGGGGACAACAAGUGGAGCUAGCGAUGGAAAAGUGGAAAGAUGAGCAAGAGGAAUGGGGACAACAAGCGGAGCUAGCGAUGGAAAAGUGGAAAGAUGAGCAAGAGGAAUGGGGACAACAAGCGGAGCUAGCGAUGGAAAAGUGGAAAGAUGAGCAAGAGGAAUGGGGACAACAAGCGGAGCUAGCGAUGGAAAAGUGGAAAGAUGAGCAAGAGGAAUGGGGACAACAAGUGGAGCUAGCGAUGGAAAAGUGGAAAGAUGAGCAAGAUGAGUUGGCAGAACAACUGGAGUUAGAGGUGGAAAAGGCGUUCGCAAAAUAAGGAGUUAGCAGAACAGCUAAUGUAGAAGAAGAUGAGUUGGUAGAGAAACAGAAGUAACCCACUGAACACAAAGAGGAGGACGCUUCUCAAGAUGAUAUGAAAGAGCAAGUGACUUUCUAUUGCCUUAUAGCUCAAUUUUUCUUAGUGAUGACCAAGCUCCUUUGCCACAUUAAAACAUGUUUGAGCUUAA
Messenger RNA from Puntigrus tetrazona (Sumatra barb), 1127 nucleotides. Its product is annotated as cilia- and flagella-associated protein 251-like. Lineage: Eukaryota; Metazoa; Chordata; Actinopteri; Cypriniformes; Cyprinidae. Bases 368 to 937 code for a protein of 189 amino acids. The transcript is spliced from 2 exons. The record is from RefSeq and is a predicted model, not a curated record.